AUGGGGCUGACUGGUAGGCCACUUAGUCUGAUCGUGUCCGUCGUUGCGACCACAGGGUUCUUACUCUUUGGGUAUGACCAGGGAGUCAUGUCUGGAAUCAUUGCAGCGGAUCCUUUCAUGAAAUACUUUCCAGAAACGUACAACGAUGCCACUUGGCAAGGAUUCGUGACGGCGAUUUACGAAAUCGGUUGCCUCUUUGGAGCAAUCGGCAUCUUAAUCUUCGGUGACGCUCUCGGUCGGCGUAGGGCCAUGAUGACAGGCGCUGCGAUCAUGAUUCUAGGUGUCAUAAUUCAGUGCUCCGCGAUUAAAGGCUACAAAGCCACUGCGCAGUUCAUUAUCGGUCGUACAGUAACCGGAAUUGGAAAUGGAAUUAAUACAAGCACCAUUCCGACGUACCAAGCUGAAUGCUCGAAGACUGCCAACCGCGGGCUUCUUAUUUGCAUCGAGGGCGGCAUCAUCGCUUUUGGUACGUUGAUUGCUUACUGGCUAGACUAUGGCUGCACAUAUGGACCUCCUGACCUCACCUGGCGAUUCCCAAUUGCUUUCCAGGUAGUAUUCGGAUUCAUCGUAUUGGUUGCUCCAAUCUGGCUCCCCGAAUCGCCCCGAUGGUUGCUCACUAAGGAUCGAACAGACGAGGCAGCAAAAGUCAUUGCUGCUCUCCGUGGUCUCCGCACUGACGACGAGGAGACUAAGCUCCAGGUCAGUAUUAUCAUGGACAGUAUCCGGGCAUCUGGCCACAAAGGCGGGAAUACUCCUUUCAGUGCCCUGUUCACGGGCGGCAAGACGCAGCAUUUCCGCCGAAUGCUUCUUGGCGUCUCAUCACAAUUCUUUCAGCAGAUUGGUGGAUGCAAUGCGGUUAUUUACUUCUUUCCUCUGCUUUUUGAGAAUUCAAUCCACCAAACAAAGAACAUGUCUCUCCUCCUUGGGGGCGUUAACAUGAUUGUUUACUCCAUCUUCGCAACAACAUCCUGGUUCAUUAUCGAGCGUGUUGGUCGCCGCAAGCUCUUCCUCGUUGGCACAGUUGGCCAAUGUUUGUCCAUGGUUCUGGUCUUUGCGUGCCUGAUUCCUGGUACCGAAACAGCAGCCAAGGGUGCCGCUGUGGGCUUGUUCACGUACAUUGCCUUCUUUGGCGCGACCUGGCUUCCUCUACCUUGGCUGUAUCCGGCUGAAGUCAACCCUAUCAAGACCCGAGCCAAGGCGAACGCCAUGUCGACAUGCUCAAACUGGCUCUUCAACUUCAUGAUUGUCAUGAUCACUCCGGUCAUGCUGGACAACAUUGGCUGGGCGACCUACUUGGUCUUCGCCGUUAUCAAUGCCUGCUUUUUUCCCAUUAUCUUUUUCUUCUAUCCCGAGACGAAAAGGAGGUCGUUGGAGGAGAUUGACUUGAUCUUUGCCAAAGGAUACCUGGAGAAAAUGGGAUACGUCCGCGCAAGUAAGGAACUUCCUUUCUUGGACGACCGAGGCAUUGAAGAGAAGUUAAGGGAGUAUGGGCUUGUCGACGGUGAGGAGGAUAAAGGGGCUCAUAUCGGUGAGAAGGAGGUUGACAAUGGGAACGCCAUAGUGGCGUGA
This is a messenger RNA of Lindgomyces ingoldianus, 1569 nucleotides long. Its product is annotated as general substrate transporter. The record is from RefSeq and is a predicted model, not a curated record. Gene Ontology annotation, biological process: transmembrane transport; carbohydrate transport. Gene Ontology annotation, cellular component: membrane. Gene Ontology annotation, molecular function: carbohydrate:proton symporter activity. The transcript is spliced from 3 exons. Bases 1 to 1569 code for a protein of 522 amino acids. NCBI's taxonomy places the organism in Eukaryota, Fungi, Ascomycota, Dothideomycetes, Pleosporales, Lindgomycetaceae.